This is a messenger RNA of Penicillium daleae, 1623 nucleotides long. RefSeq names its product myo-inositol transporter. Bases 1 to 1623 code for a protein of 540 amino acids. Gene Ontology annotation, molecular function: myo-inositol:proton symporter activity. Gene Ontology annotation, biological process: transmembrane transport. Gene Ontology annotation, cellular component: membrane. Lineage: Eukaryota; Fungi; Ascomycota; Eurotiomycetes; Eurotiales; Aspergillaceae. The transcript is spliced from 4 exons. The record is from RefSeq and is a predicted model, not a curated record.
AUGAAUUUUGUGGACGCGCGAGACAAAGCAGAAAAAAUGAAGACUGAAUAUUGUACUAAAGAUGAUGUUGAGGAGAUUGAGCAUGUCAAGGCCCUAGAUCUUGGUAUCGAUCAGUCAGAGCUCAGUAAUAUCGAAGGUACUGCUGCUUCCAAAGCGGCAUGGUUCAUCUCGAUCGUGGUUUCAAUUGGAGGUCUUUUAUUCGGGUACGAUACCGGCUAUAUCUCUGCGGUUCUGGUGACUAUCGGCUUGUCCCUAGGCCAUAGGUUGAGCUCAAAUGAACAAGAAAUGGUGACUUCAUUGACAAGUGGGGGUGCUCUGGUUGGUGCAGUGGGUGCAGGUCUCACAGCUGAUCGCUUCGGUCGUCGGUGGCCUAUCUGGGGUGCUUGCGUGUUGUUCAUCAUCGGAACCGUUCUUCAGACGGCCGCUUACUCGGUGGAGCAAUUUGCUGCUGGAAGAUUUGUUGUUGGGCUGGGAGUUGGAGGUGCAGCCAUGAUUGUUCCUAUGUAUAUUGGCGAGUUGGCACCCGCAAAAUAUCGCGGUCGUAUGGUUGCCUUCAACAAUAUGAGCGUCACCUUUGGCCAACUCCUUGCGAGCGCCUUAGGUGCAGGCUUUGCGCAGGCGAAGGGCGAGGGAUGGCGAGCCACAGUCGGUAUAGGAGCCGCUCCAGCACUUAUACUAGCUGGGCUUCUUGUGUUCUGCCCAGAGUCACCUAGGCAGCUUGUUUCUCAUGGCAAUUAUGAGGCAGCGAAGGCUGUUCUUCUUCGGAUUUACCCAACCUCGACUGAGGAGCAACGCCAAGCGAAGAUCAUGUCAAUUGAGCUGUCUCUCAACGAGGUCACCCAGGCUAUGACUGAAGAGUCCUUGUGGAUAACGUUCAAGCGGAUUUUUACUACACCGGCGACCGGUCGUGCAGUGUUGACUGCGUGUAUGGUCAUGGCUAUUAGCCAGCUGGGUGGAUUCAAUACUUUGAUGUAUUAUGCAGCAACAUUGUUCUCGAUUGUGGGAUUCAAUAAUCCUACAGCAGUUGGUAUUACUGUUUCGGCUACGAAUUUUGUCUUCUCCAUUGUGAACAUUAUACUGGUGGAUCGCCUUGGACGAAGAAUCAUUCUCACCGUCACUGUGCUGGGAAUGGCCAUCUGUAUGAUGGUCGCAGCUGUAGCAUUCCGCUACAUUCCGGUGAACACGAACACUCUGGAGCUGGAUACCAACCAGGUUGGAUGGCCAGGCCCUCUAGUCCUGGUCGCUAUUAUAUGUUAUGUUGCUUGCUUCUCUUCAGGCGUCGCUACCAUCGCAUGGAUCGGCACGGAGCUGAUACCCCUCGAAGUCAGAGCGCUUGGGACUAUGCUGAACACAGUGACAUGCUGGAGCACGAAUAUUAUUAUUGCAUCGACCUUCCUUUCCAUGAUGAAGAGCUGGACGCCCACCGGCGCCUUUAGUUUCUACACCGGAAUUUGCUUUGUUGGUUGGUUGUUCGUUGUCUUCUUCUACCCAGAGUGCAAGGGCAUGCCGUUGGAAGCUGUCAGGGAAGUUUUUAGUAAAGGUUUUGGUGUUAGAUACUCGAAGACAUGGCAGAAGGAACAUGCAAAUGACACAAAAACGGAGACCGUGGCAUUUGGACAUUGA